AUGUAUUUUAUUCUUAAACCACAUAAGAAAUGUACACCACUUCGACCAAUAUUGAAUACAAUACACGCUGCAACCAAACAAAUUUCUCAAUUCUUAGAUCGUCUAAUUCGACCUUUAUUUGAUCGAUAUAUACGUCAAACAACGUUUGUGGAUGGUGCUGAUCUUCUUAACCGUCUUCAACAUUAUAUUCAAAAAGGUUAUUUAAAAUCAUCGACACUUUUCAUUACUUUUGAUAUUAAUAAUCUUUAUACCAUGUUACCACAAGAAGAAUCUUUAAAUGUACUUGCUGAAUUUCUUCGUGUACAUAAUUGUGAAAAAGUGAAUGGUCUUUCCAUUGAUACAAUUAUUGAAUUAGCUCGUGUAGUACUUCAAGCAAAUGCUUUUGUUUACAAUAACAAGUUUUAUCGACAAAUUAUUGGUGGUGCUAUGGCUUCUCAUGAAUUAUAUGGCCGAUAUAUUGAUGAUAUUUUCUUUACCUGGAAUGGAUCUGAAGAUGAAGUCAAAGAAUUAUUAGAAGCCUCAAAUUAUUUUCGUCCAAAUAUUAAAUUAGAACAUAAGAUUAGUAAAAGUGUUCCAUUCCUUGAUGUUCUUGUUCAACACAAUCAUGGUACUUUGGUAUCAUCAUUCUAUCAUAAACCUUCGGCUGAACCAACUGUCGUAUCAUUUCUAUCCGAUCAUCCACGACAUGUCUUUCGAAA
Molecule: messenger RNA, 698 nt
Organism: Rotaria sp. Silwood1
Lineage: Eukaryota; Metazoa; Rotifera; Eurotatoria; Philodinida; Philodinidae
Source: the annotation of a GenBank genome assembly